This is a messenger RNA of Parnassius apollo (apollo), 1302 nucleotides long. The record is from the annotation of a GenBank genome assembly. NCBI's taxonomy places the organism in Eukaryota, Metazoa, Arthropoda, Insecta, Lepidoptera, Papilionidae.
AUGAUGGAAACACGUUAUUACGAGGGUUGUGGACGUGAAGGUCCCAUACGGUGUAUAUUUCUGGGAGAGUUUCAUCCCAUUGCUGGCCCAAAAAUAUCGUGUCAGUUUCCUGAAGAUUAUAUUUCCAAAGAAGUGUUUGACUCGAUAAGUGCUUACAUCAUCCCAAAGCCACAAAUUCAAAAAUGUACAAUGACAAUUAAUGCUUUAGGCCACAAAAUUGUUGGCUAUCCGAUCCGGAUCGCCAACUCGCGGUAUGAACGAAACGUGUAUCUAUUCAACCUGUGCUUCGUAUGCGACAGCUGGUCCAAGACCGUUCAGUAUGAGCCGGUUGUCAAGAAGCUUGGAGAGCAUUUGACUAUAAUGGAGGAAGAGACAGGUUUUGUGUCAAGUGGCUCCACUAAGCUGCCAACGCUGCUGGCCCAUCUUCUCCACGACCUUAACACCCAUCGGAAGGCUACUUUAGUUGAAGGUGAAACUGUGAUGCAUCUUAAAGUCCUCGAAGUACGUAAGGACCCGACUCCCGUUCACGACCACGACGUGCCCGUAUUGUUAUCAUCUGUGGGACUCCCAAGACCCGGUAGACCUCAACGGACUGCACCGCCAGAGGGUGCGGAAACUCAAUCACAGGAACACCUAGACGUUGAGGAUGAUGAGCCUUUUGAAGUCGAUAUGGACGCCGAUUGGGACCUUACCACCAGACAGCUUCUGCCAUACAUCAACGGAUACAACCAUGUUUCAAAGAUUGCGGCCGAUACCAACGUCGAGAAGACAUUAGUGAAGUCUUGCAUCCAGAACUUGGUCUAUUAUGGAGUGGUAACACUUAUUCCACUAUUGAAAUUCAGCAAUAUGUAUCGUUCAACACCAAACCUAAGCCGCCUGUUCAGCGACCACGAGCUGCAGAAGUCUUGUAUUGCGUUCAUCAGCAAGGGCUGUGAUCCUAAAGAUAAACCAUCGCCGUCAGAAGUGUUAGAGAUCUUGUGCUCCCUGCAACAAGGCACCACUCUUCGUACAGUGUGUGAACGGUUCUCGGGCAUAUCGAGUACCGCUUUGGAUGUGCGUCGACUUGUGGUGUUUGCUCAACUUCAUGGACUCAUCAAAUGCUUAAAAAGAUAUCCUGUAUACCUACGUAAUGCAACUCGUCCGAAUGGCAUCAACAACCGAUUAGAUUCCGUAUUGGGUAUACGACGACUAUUCACAGGAAGACACUGCACCGACGAAAUCUGUUGCCUAGCCAAAAUCGACCUUCCCACCUUGGAUCAGAUCAUAGAAGACGAUCCUAACGUGGCCAUCAUUUGGAGAUAA